Messenger RNA from Entrophospora sp. SA101, 1020 nucleotides. Lineage: Eukaryota; Fungi; Glomeromycota; Glomeromycetes; Entrophosporales; Entrophosporaceae. The record is from the annotation of a GenBank genome assembly.
AUGUCAGGAGGUGUUGAUUCAAGUGUAUCUGCUUAUUUAUUAAAAAGGCAGGGUUAUUUGGUAGAAGGCAUUUAUAUGCGUAAUUGGGAUUUGGUGGAUGAUAUAGGUGCAUGUACAAGCGAUAGAGAUUGGUCAGAUGUACAAAAAGUAUGUGAACAAUUAGAAAUACCUUGCAAUCAGAUUAAUCUUACUAAAGAAUAUUGGUUAAAUGUGUUUAUUAAAAUGAUUCAUGAUUAUGAAAAUGGUAUAACGCCUAAUCCUGAUAUUAUAUGCAAUCGUGAAAUUAAAUUUGGAGUGUUCUUGGAUAAAUGUUUGAAUUCUUCUACAUCAAUCAGUCAAAAUGAAAAUAGUACAACUUGGAUUGCAACAGGACAUUAUGCUAGACUUGAAUAUAACAAUUUAGGAAGAAUAAAGUUAUUAAGAGGCGUUGAUACUCUUAAAGAUCAAAGUUAUUUUUUGUCAACAGUUUCAGAAGGAAAAUUAAAAAAAGUAAUAUUUCCAAUUGGAAAUUUAUAUAAAACAAAUGUUAAAUCAAUAGCAAAAGAAUUGAAUCUGAUCACAGCAAGUAAACCCGAAAGUAUGGGUGUUUGUUUCAUUGGUGAAAAAAAGAAAUUUUCAGAUUUCUUGGAACAAUUCAUUCACAGAAAAAAUGGUGAACAUAAAGGAUUAUUUGCAUAUACAAUUGGGCAAUGUGUAAAAAUCAAUUAUUUACAAGAAAGAUGGUUUGUAUUAAAAAUAAAUGUUGAAGAUAAUACUUUAAUUGUGGUACCUGGAUCAACAAAUUCAUUAUUAUAUUCCAAAAAACUUGUUGCAAAAGAUUGGAUCUGGAUUUGGAAUGACUUACCAAAAGAAAUUUUGCAAAUAAAAUGUAAAAUUAUUGAAUUUGAUCAUAAUAACAACAAACAUAUUAUUGAAUUCAAAGAAUCAGUAAGAGCAAUUGCUCCUGGUCAAAAUGUUGUUAUUUGGUAUAAUAAUUAUUGGUGCCUUGGUAGUGGUGUAAUUGAAAAAUCUUUGAUUUAA